Molecule: messenger RNA, 1444 nt
Organism: Apis florea (little honeybee)
Lineage: Eukaryota; Metazoa; Arthropoda; Insecta; Hymenoptera; Apidae
Gene: CDC50
Product: cell cycle control protein 50A
Cellular component (GO): endoplasmic reticulum; plasma membrane; Golgi apparatus
Source: RefSeq, a predicted model, not a curated record
AUAUUAAUCAUUGUUCUAUGAUAUGUCGUCAAAAGUGUUUUAAAAAUGAUUAAUGUCUAAUUUUUGCAAAUGUUAGUGUUUAAUUUUUGAAGUUUAAGAAGAAAAUAAAUUGUUAUUUUAAUAAAGAAAUAUGACUUCUAUCAAUGAAGUUAGUUCGAUACCUAAAACGAAAAAACCUUCGGACAGUGCAUUCAAACAGCAACGUUUACCUGCUUGGCAACCAAUACUUACUGCUGGAACUAUUUUACCAACAUUUUUUGUAAUUGGUAUUGCUUUUAUACCAGUUGGAGUUGGAUUGCUUUAUUUUUCUGAUCAAGUUAAAGAAUAUAUUUUAGAUUAUACUGAUUGUUAUUCUGCAAAUAUUAAUCAUACAAAAGGAAUACCUGUUAAAUGUGCUGAUGUUAUAGCAGAAAAUCGUUCAAAUUUUUGUCGUUGUGAAUUAAACUUCACAUUGCCUGAUGAUUUCAAUGGAAAAAUUUAUAUGUAUUAUGGUUUGACUAAUUUUUAUCAAAAUCAUAGAAGAUACGUAAAGUCAAGGGAUGAUAAUCAAUUAUUAGGAAAAUUAAGUGAAGUUGUCUCAGGAGAUUGUGAACCAUUUGCUUAUGAUGAAGGGAAAGCUAUUGUACCAUGUGGUGCUAUUGCUAAUUCAUUAUUUAGUGAUGAAUUAGAAUUAUAUUCUGUUAGUCAUAAUACUAAUGUACCAUUACUAGAAACUGGUAUAGCUUGGCCCUCAGAUAAAAAUAUAAAAUUUAAAAAUCCUGAGGGUGAUUUGAAAAAAGCAUUUGAGAAAUUUGCAAAACCAAAGAAUUGGAGUAAGCAUAUUUUUGAGUUAGAUAAAAAAAAUGAAGACAAUAAUGGUUUUCAAAAUGAAGAUUUAAUUGUUUGGAUGAGAACUGCUGCUUUGCCUACUUUUAGAAAACUAUACCGCAGAGUAAACCAUACAGAAAGUGGUUUUGCUGGAGGUUUAGCAGCAGGAAAUUAUACACUUACUGUUAAUUAUGCAUAUCCUGUAUCUGCCUUUAAUGGUAGAAAAAGAAUGAUUUUAAGCACUACUUCUCUUCUUGGUGGAAAAAACCCUUUUCUUGGUAUUGCUUAUAUAGUUGUAGGAUGUAUUUGUUUGUUAUUAGGCAUUAUAUUAUUAAUAAUACACAUCAAAUGUUCUAAAAGCAAACUAAUGUAAAGAUGACUGCAACAAAGUAUGCUUAGGGCACCGUAAUUGUUCUUCGUAACAGAGAUGAUCAAUGUAACUUCAAAUACAUCAUAUCAAGAAUAAUUAUACAUAUUAAUCAUAAAAAUUGGAGAACAUUCUGGAUUUUUGCAUUUACUUUGUAAGUGUUAAUAUAAAACAAUUUAAUGUAACUUACAGAAAAUGUAUAGAUAAAAUUGAUAAAUGUAUUGAUAAAUAAUAAUAUGAUAAAGCUAGAUAAAAUUUUAAUUAUAUUUU